Messenger RNA from Neurospora tetraspora, 6377 nucleotides. RefSeq lists its product as uncharacterized. Gene Ontology annotation, cellular component: nucleus; cytosol. The transcript has 2 exons. Bases 304 to 6171 code for a protein of 1955 amino acids. Gene Ontology annotation, molecular function: proteasome binding; peptidase activator activity. Gene Ontology annotation, biological process: proteasomal ubiquitin-independent protein catabolic process. NCBI's taxonomy places the organism in Eukaryota, Fungi, Ascomycota, Sordariomycetes, Sordariales, Sordariaceae. The record is from RefSeq and is a predicted model, not a curated record.
AACAUCCGCCACCCGUCGAUCUGUACCACGCCUUUGACUCUGUGUCAAUGCCGCAGACUUUCCGACCGGCUACCAUCAUAUCGCAAUAACUGAACCAAAGCCGGCCCCGAACCGUUUUGCCAUCUGCGAUUCUCCCACGACAACCUCCUGCGAUACAACCCCGCGACAGCCGCAUCGCAGCCUCGUGUCUGGGACCCAGCCGAUUUCGCUAAUCUGUGAAACACGGCAACCCCUCAACCCCAACGGUUUCGUGUGACCACGCCCUCGAAGAGCCCCUUGGCUUAGCCCACCUACCAUCAAACCAUGGACGAGUCUCUAGAGGCGCACCCCGGCGCCGCUGGCCAUUUCGCUGCCGAAGGAGCCCAUUCCAUGUUCCUCGGUGGUUUGCUGGCCUCCGCCGACACCAUCUCCCGCGCCACAUCGCCCGGACUGCCAUGUUCCAAUGGCUCAGACCAAGAUGACCAGAAGCGCUACCGCGACCGAACCUUCAGCUACUUUCGCCUGCUUCCCUUCGAUGUUGAGGAGGAGUCGCACAGGGAUGCUGCUUUGAACGGCAUCCUCAAGAACCUCUACAUCUCUGUAAUGGCCGAGGACUUUUCUCCAGGUGCUAUACACUGGACUCGCGAGCUUCAGGGAUGGCUAAACCUCAAGUUUGAGAUGACCAGGGAGCUCCGGGCUCGUCUCGCGCGUCUCUACUACCAUCUGGCGCUCGCCCCCGGCCUUGACACCAACACGGCUGAUAGGUUCGCGAGAAUGGUAGUCACGUUGACGCGCAAGCGCCAUUACCUGAAGCCAGUCGAAGAUUUGACGCUGGACUGGCGACCACUCUGGAAAGAGCUCAAGGGUCUGGUGUUCCCUUCCGAGACAGCUCCUCACCAAGGUAGCAGGAAACGUGCUCAAAAACACAUCAUGAAGCUCUGUCUUCACGGGAGUGUCUACUUUGAUCCCAAGGAGCGCCGCGCGAUACUGGACAAGCUUUUGCCCUACUUUAGCACCUCCGACUUGUCCAACGCCUACAUCGUUGCCGGCGCCAUCAAUACCCUGCUUCCAACCGGCCCAGCACCCCCAACCGAGCCCCAGUCACAGCCCUCUGAAUUCUUGCCAACCUUCUUCCACUUGUGGUCCCUCAUGACCCGGUCCAAGGCCUUUGACGUGGGCUUUAUUGACAUCUUUUCCCGAAUGGCCAGGGACUAUCUAAGCUGUACACAUGUUCCAUUCACUGAGCACGGUAUCUUCACUCGCGAGCAAUCCGACCUCAUCUUUACAGCCAUCUUGCGACUGACGGAAAUUCCCGUCGGGCAAGCCAACUCGCCAUAUGCCUCGCUUGAUUACUCUUCUGGGCUGGGGAUUUACUUGGAAAAGGACAAGAAAAAGUAUCCAGUGCCCUACAUGGUUGCUAGGUGGAUUGUACACUCAAUAUCACCGCUUUGCCUUGACCAGGAAAGUUCCAUCAUGUCCAAUCUUGAGGGUCUAAUGGAGUCAAUAGACACCUUCUUCCACCCUUCGAACCAGGGAGCGUGGUCCAUGUUUCUCGCCCAGUUGACCUUCUUCUUGACCGAUAUUUUCGUUUCACGCUGGAAUCGUGAGCAGAGCGGCGAGCUUGGUAUCCCCGCAGACCGUCGGAUAAACGACGACUUGAAGAAGCGUUUUGUGCUCUCCCUCAGAGAGGUUACCUUCAUGGGUCUCUUCGCCAAGAGCUCAAAGGUCGUUAAUUACUACUAUACCGCCCUUCAAGGGCUCACAUACCUCGAGCCGGACCUGAUGCUUCCUGGUGCCCUACAACGAUUCUACCCAAGUUUGCAAGGGCUUGUAGAGGUGCACCGGACGACAUCGAGUCUCUGCAGUCUUCAAAUGAUUGCCAACAUCAUGUCGAAGCAAAAGGGGUACCGCUGUCACAUUACCGCUCUUCUGGCUUUAGCCCUUCCCGGCAUUGAUGCGAACGAUCUCAACAAGACACAGUACACCUUGAACUUUAUCCAAAGUGUGGCAUACAGCAUCCCUUUUGUCCCGCUGGUCGAUGAGAAUCACGACAUUCAUGACACGAGUCUUGCCAUGAACUGGGUCCAGGGUGAAAUGGAGAGAAUGGAACGCGAAGGGCAAGAUGUCAAGAUCAACUACAACGAGGAACUCAGUGACGAAGACGAAGCAAACAUCCUUCGAUCCUCCACCGCUGGUCUUGGAGAGUUUGUCAUGACUUUACUAGGCAAGGUGUUUGCUUUGCUGGAGAACCUUCCGGAUGCGAGCCAUUUACGAACAGGCUCACCCGAGGAUAAUGUGAUCAACACACUCCCCGCUGCGCUCACGCCUCUGUUCGCGUCUCUUUCCCCCCAGCUCUUUGACUCGGCCCUGGAGAAGCUUGCAAACUUUGUGUCGACUCAUGUCGUGCACCAGGCUCGGGAUGCCAUGGCAUGGAUCUGCAAUGCUCUUUGCAAGGUUAACCCAGAAAAGACGCUCAAAGUCUUCAUUCCCAUGCUUAUCGUCAACAUCCGCAAUGAAAUUGACUACAACGGUGCUGCAUCAGAUCGAAGCAGUGGCACCGAAGUGCUUCCCAGGGAUAGAGCCUUGGUCUGGCAUGUGAGCAUGCUAAGCAUGUGCGUGGUCCAUGUCGGCGGUGAGGUUCUCAAGUACAAGGACGAGCUUUUCGGCAUCGCCAAGUAUAUGCAAGAGAAAUGCCGUGGUCUGCCCACCAUUCAUAUCUCCAACUACGUCCAUCAUUUACUGCUCAACCUUACUCAUACCUACCCAAUUGACAAUGCUCUGUUUGAGCCCGAUGUCAUUGCUCGCGGCAUCGACGUCAGUGAUUGGGGCCGUACAACGCCACCAUCUGAACUCACCAUCAAGUGGCACCGGCCGUCUCCCGCCGAAGUUGCUUUUGCUGUUGAGCUGUUCGAAAGCGAGGCCCGUGGUGCUACGGAGAGACUCAUGCAGCUCAUGAGCGAUGAUCCUCCGGUUAGCAGAAAGGGAAAGAACAAGGAGUGGUCAGAUGAGUUGUCGCGGAGCUUAACAGCACUUCGCCUUUUAAUCUCGGGCGUCUCAACUCUUUUCGACCCUGUUCGUGCGUCAGGGGAAGCUAGUGGCUCCUCCGGUAACCAGGACACUGAUGCGGCCGGUGACACAAUUAUGGAAGAGGACGAUGACCCCCUGGCUGAAAUUGCCGAUGAUGAUGAGCUCAAGCGCACAUUCCGGUAUCCGGCUGGAUACGUUUUGACUCCGGAUGAUCCUCUCUACCAUCGCGUGCACGAUCUCCGCGAGGAGGUCGGCAGGACACUUUCGCAAACUCAUUCGUUCUUGAACGCAAAUCAGCAGGACGACGUUGCGUGCUUCACGGCUCUGUAUAGCGCUUACAGAACGUGGAUUACCGACGUGGGAAUUGAACGUUCUGCCCAUCCCUUGGAGCGUUUGACUCGCUUGUACAAGGCCGACAUUUCUCCGUUCAAGAUUUCUGGUCUGCGAAAAGAAUAUCCUCGGCCACUCUUGAUCAAGCGUGCGGAUGCGUACCAGCUCCAGCGCGUCAAAUACAACUCGGCGUACCGCACAAAGAGUGAACUGGAUCAACGGCUGCUCCUGGAUCUUGCCGAGUCUUGCACGUCAUCAUACGCGGAUGUUCGUCGGGUCGCACAAAGUGCGCAAGACUCCUCACUCAAGGUCAUCAUUGGCGGAAGGCCCCUUGUUAUUCCAGUCAUCCUCAAGGCUUUGCGCAAGGCGCUGGAUGACGCUGAUCAUGACCGUAUCAAGGGCGCCAUGUAUACCCUAUUCUUCACCACCCUGCUCAAGACGUGCAUGAAAGACUGGCGGUUCGCUCCCGAGCUUAUGAGGCUCUACAUCGAAACCGCUAGUGUAGACAAGACAUCUAUUCAGAACCUGGGCGCCACAGCUCUCUACCCGCUGAUUGAUUUCGGCAAGCCGUUUGAGCGCAUGAUCCUCUUCGAUCGAUCCAUCCUUGACACCAUUCAACCCUCGCAAGACUUCUCAGCGGCCAUCCAACGGCGUCACGAGUUCAUUAAAGAACGCCGCGCUAAGGUGGAGGAGAAGAAGGCUGCAUUGGGCUUGGAAUUGAUUCAGAAGGCCAAGGCUUCACACUGGAAGGUCGCCACGAGGUGUGCCAUGUUCGCACUCAACAUGUCUCUUCGGUUCGAGACACUAGCGCCUCCCGAGUUCAUCGAAUUGGUCGUCACCGGCACGAAUGAUCCUCAUCCCGGUCUUCGCUCGACUUAUCUGGCUGCAUUUAGUGGGCUAUGUACCUCCAUUGAUAUGAGGGCGGUCUACCAGCACAGCUAUGAGAAGUACUUGCUAGAGCAGGAUGUCGGAGACAACAAGUUUGAGGUUACCGUCCCUGCAGACGAUCCUGAGUGGACUCAGAAGUUCCUCGCCCAGUUCGAGAACUAUGAUGAGAUCAAGUACUUUGUCGAUAGCGACCAUCCUGGUUGGUUGGUGUGGGGCAAGACGUUCAUAGCCUCGUCCGCGAACCCGGAGCCAUUCCUGGGGUAUGACGAGGUCGAGACAGCUGCUCGUCAGCAAAUUGGAAAGCUUUUGACCCGCGACUGGUUCAAGCAAUGCUUCGAGUACCUCAAGCAGGAACCCAGAGAUGCCGGCGCAGACAGAUUUAGAAUGUCUAACGUCGUGCUUCUCAUGCAAGUCUUUGACCUCAUGAACUAUGGUCAGACAGCCGCCACGUUUGACGACAUCGUUGAGUUAACAAAGGAAAUCUACGGAGAUGGCAGCGACAAGCAUCAGCACCGUGCUACGGCAGAAAUCGUUGGAGCCAUGCUGUCCGGAAGUAGCGAUGACCCCCGCGAGUUCCGCGACAAAGUAUGGGCUUUUGCGGCCCCUUUGAUGCUCAAAGUGAUCGCGGACGAUUUGACGCCGGAUAAUCUGCAGUACUGGAUGACGUGUCUUCAUCUUACCGUUGAUUCCAAGGACCCUAGACGUUCGAAGGAGCUCAUCGACCCUUUGGCGAACUUCCGCCUUGAUAUGAACUCGAAUGCAGCCUUCAAGGAGUCCGCUAAGAUUCAGCUGCUGGAGUUCAUCAUUAACGAUGCUGGCUGGCAUUUCCGGCGCGACAAGCCCAUCCUCGAAGACUUCCUUGCCCAUAUUGACCAUCCCUACAAGUCUGUUCGAGAAUCCAUUGGUAGAGUUAUUGCAACGAUUUAUCGGACCAGAUACCACGAGUCAUUCCCCAAUGUCUCGUCUCUGCUUGAACAGAACAAGAGUGCCUCCUCGAUUGGUAUUCGCCCUUACGAGGCAACCGAAGACUUCACGGCUACGAUCCGCGAGAUCUUUGAUCGUCUCGAAAAGUGGCGUCAUGAGCGCACUCCCGGACAACAGACUCCCUCCAGCUACACGUCUGGUUCCAAGACGGUACUCGUGUGGCUGGAUAGCAUGCUCGCCUCGCAGGAAUGCAUCCAACUUGUGCCCUUCUUCCCCGAGCCGUUUAUUGACCAGCUGUUGCACAUGAUGGACGUCAAGGAAGACCCCGAGCUCAUGCGGCUCGCAUACCACGUUUACCGGCACAUGCCCAACAUUCCCUUCCGGUCCGGCGAGGAUGACGCAUUCAUCGCAGCCCUGAUCCGGGUUGGAAAGACGGCGACAUCAUGGCAUCAGCGCCUACGCGCUCUGGUCAACAUGCAAGUCAUCUACUUCCGCUGUCUCUUCCUGACCCAGCCGGCCCAGCGACAAAUGCUCUUCGACGCCGUCGGCGACAUGCUGUCGGACGUGCAACUUGAAGUCCGUGAUGGAGCCAGCGCCACGCUCGCUGGCAUGAUUAGGUGCUCGCCGGAGAGCAUUCGCAACCCCAUCAUCGAGCAGCUCAAGGCCCGCUUCCAGCUGCAGCUGAAGAUGAACCCGAUUCCCAAGCGUAAGUUGCCGGGUACCGAUACGCCCGUUGACGUGCAGAAGCAGAUUGUCAGACGGCAUGCGGCCGUGCUGGGUUUGGGCGCCCUCAUCGAGGCGUUCCCCUAUGCGACGCCGCCGCCCAAGUGGAUGCCUGAGGUGUUGGCGCACUUGGCGACGCACGCGGCGAGUGAUCCGGGUGUUGUGGGCAAGGCGACCAAGGGCAUCUUGGCGGAGUUCAAGAAGACGAGGCAGGAUAGUUGGACGGUUGAUCAGAAGUACUUUACAAGCGAGCAACUGGAGGAUUUGGAGGGUGUGUUGUGGAAGAGUUACUUUGCCUAAGGCAUUGGCAGAUGAUGUGGUGAUGUGGUGAUUUGGUCACAUGGAGUCGUGGUCAAAUGAAGUGUUGAACGAAACUACAGCGUGCAAGGCCCAGUUUGUGUGGGAUAACCCAAGAGAGAGAUACGCAGAUGAGAGAAACGACAGCGAGAUAGAUUCAAGUAAAGAAGCAUGUUAAUUCAUCAAAGCAAAAUACAGGUAUCUCGAUA